This is a messenger RNA of Chrysemys picta bellii (western painted turtle), 2417 nucleotides long. It is a transcript of the gene RALYL, whose product is annotated as RALY RNA binding protein like. Gene Ontology annotation, molecular function: RNA binding. Lineage: Eukaryota; Metazoa; Chordata; Testudines; Emydidae. The record is from RefSeq and is a predicted model, not a curated record. Gene Ontology annotation, cellular component: nucleus.
GUUGGGCUGCUCCAGCGGGGCUAACCCCUUCCCCCUGCCUGCGAGUCAGCCUGGCUACGAAUCACGUGUCAGCUGCCUGAGGCAGAGACUAGAGAGGAGGGGAGGGGGGGGAAGCGCCUCAUUCCUUCUUCCACCGCCAUACUGUAUUUUAUAGUAACUCAUUUUUAUUCCUCUCUUUUACUCCCGCUCGUGGAAGGUUUUCCUGGAGAAUGAAGUGCGGUUUGGUUUCCUUGUCAACGGAAGAUGAAGUGAACAACUGAACAUCUCCCCAGUGCAGACUUGCUGGACCUUCCCUCCUGCUCUGGACCUCUCCCCUGGCGUCGGCACAACUCAGAAGGAUGAAAGAAAAAGAAGCAAUAGGAGAGGGAUGGAAGAGGGGAGAGGAGUAAAAGGAGGAGGAGGGCAGCAAUUGAAAUGGAGAAAAAUUCAACAGCGGUUCAGGUUAAAGCAAAGUGAGCCAAUCAUGACCGGCAAAACACAGACCAGCAAUGUUACCAAUAAGAAUGACCCCAAGUCAAUCAACUCCAGAGUCUUCAUUGGCAAUCUGAACACAGCCAUUGUCAAAAAAGGUGACAUAGAGGCAAUCUUUGCAAAGUACGGAAAAAUAGUUGGCUGCUCAGUGCACAAAGGUUAUGCAUUUGUACAGUAUAUGAGUGAGAGGCAUGCGAGGGCUGCGGUGGCAGGAGAGAAUGCUAGGAUCAUUGCAGGACAACCACUCGAUAUCAACAUGGCAGGAGAACCAAAACCAUACAGACCAAAACCUGGAAACAAGCGGCCACUUUCAGCCCUUUACAGACUUGAUUCAAAGGAACCUUUCCUGUCUGUUGGAGGUUAUGUCUUUGACUAUGAUUACUACAGAGAUGAUUUCUACAAUCGAUUGUUUGAUUACCAUGGUCGUGUCCCACCACCACCUCGUGCAGUGAUACCAUUGAAGCGCCCUCGUGUGGCCAUGACAGCAACUCGUAGAGGGAAAGGGGUUUUUUCCAUGAAAGGGGGAUCGCGAUCAACGUCUAGUGGGGCGUCUUCUUCAGGAUCCAAAUUGAAAUCAGAUGAGUUGCAAACAAUCAAGAAGGAAUUAACCCAAAUCAAAACAAAAAUUGACUCCUUGCUAGGGAGACUGGAGAAGAUUGAAAAACAGCAGAAGGCUGAAGCAGGGUAUGCUUUCCUUACAGAAGCUCAAAAGAAGCAAAUGGAAGAUAAUGCUGAUUUGAUCCAAGAGGAAUGCAUAUCAGAGAAUGCAGAUAACUCUACAGAAGAGCCUAUUGAAGUAGGGCCAGAUGCAGAUGGGGAUGGAGAAGAGAUGACUGAUGGAAUAGAGGAGGAUUUUGAUGAGGAUUGCAGCAAUGAGCUGUUUCUACAGAUCAAGUGAUGAGGUGUCAUGUGUGAGCCCCUUGGAGGCUGAGAAGAGAAACUGUGACUUCCCCUUUCCACUCCCCCACAGAAAUGUGAACUGCGGUUUCUUACUGGCUAGCAACACCUUUGAUUCAAUUUGUAUGAAAACUCACUUUACUUAUUAAAAUGGACAUUAUUGUUCAAACCUUAGAAAUUUCAUUUCUUAUAUGUUCUAAGCUGUACAACUGUCAGAUUUUUAUGGUUUAGAUUGUAAAUGUGUUUUUCUCUGGCUAAUUAUUGGUAUUAUUUGUUUUUAAUUUUGAUGUCUUAAAGGCCAAGGUACUGUAUGAUAAUAAUAUGAAGGACAUAUUUAGCAGGCGUGAGAGACACUGUAUACAAAUGUAUAUUUGUAAAAGCUAUUUUUAUGAUUAGCAUGUUUUACUGUUUAUCAUAUUUAAAGUCAGUUGAUAUUGCAUUUCUAUGUUUAUAGCUUAACUCAGACACAGUCAUGUUAUGAUCAAAGACUUAUUAUCAAUCAUGUUGUAUGGUAUUUUUCAUUACUUUUCAUUAUAUUCAUAGUUUAAGAUAAUUAUGUUUACUAGUAGGGAUAAUAUUGAAAGGCAAAGUAAUAGUUCUGUUCUGUUCAUGCACUAUUUCACCGUAAUUGCUAAAAAGUGCAAAUAUGUCAAAUAUCAGAUCAAUUGAUAAACUGUAAAUUAGACCCACUUGUUAAUCCCUUUUUUCAAACAAGCACUCUCUGUGAUGCCAUAGAUUAGCACAGUUAUUUCAUCUGUAUCUGUUACUAUCUCAAAGCAGUUUGUUGUUACCUUAUGGAAAAGUUUACAUGCCAGUGAAUGUCCUAUCCAAACUGUAUUCCAGACAGGUGAAUGUUUUAUAUAUUGCCAAUAUUUGAAACCUUACAUUAGAUUAUCAAUUGUUUUGUUUCACUUUCGGUCAAUAGGAUCAUUCCAUUCCUCAAUCUCUCAAGCAUUCUCCACAUGCUUGAAGUUGGAAUAAUCCAUUCUCACAGAGGCUGUAGGGGAAUUCAGUAUUUAAUUUCUUAAUAAAUCAUGUUUCUUUUCAAA